Messenger RNA from Penicillium canescens, 3822 nucleotides. RefSeq names its product beta transducin-like protein HET-D2Y. Gene Ontology annotation, molecular function: protein binding. The record is from RefSeq and is a predicted model, not a curated record. NCBI's taxonomy places the organism in Eukaryota, Fungi, Ascomycota, Eurotiomycetes, Eurotiales, Aspergillaceae. Bases 1 to 3822 code for a protein of 1273 amino acids. The transcript is spliced from 3 exons.
AUGGCUGAAGUCUCGGAGGCUUCUUUCACUGGACAAAACUCGGGACUACAAAUAGCGCUCAAUAAGGGUCUCGUCAAUGCAAAUUUCUACUCCCGCACUGAUCCUGAAACAUCGGCAAACAGAGCCUGCAUCCAGGAUUUGCAAGUGACGAAUCCUCGUCAUGACAAGAGCCGCAUCGAGGGCUUCAAAGGAGGACUACUGAAAGAGGCAUAUAGCUGGGUCCUUGGCCAUGAUGAUUUUAAAGAAUGGCUUUUUGAAGAACAUUGUCAGCUACUCUGGAUCAAAGGGGAUCCUGGAAAAGGGAAAACCGUGCUUCUAUGUGGAAUCAUCGAUGAGUUGACCGAGACCAUUCAUGAUACCUCUACGAUCGCCUUCUUUUUCUGCCAAAACACCGACGCGCGGAUCAAUAAUGCCACCGCGGUCAUUCGUGGUCUUAUCUCUACGCUAGUGGAACAGCGGCCAUCUCUCAUAGCUCAUGUGCGGCGAGAGUAUGACAAAUCUGGGAAGCAGGUAUUUGAGGAUGUUAAUGCAUGGCAAGCUUUGUCAAACAUCCUCAUGGACAUGCUUAAGGACCCGUUGUUGAAGAGCACCUAUCUGAUCAUCGACGCUCUUGAUGAAUGUGAAACGGAUCUAUCUAGACUUCUCGGCCUGAUCGCGCAGCACACCUCCACGACUCAUGUAAAAUGGCUUAUAUCUAGCCGCAACAGAAUCGACAUCGAGUGGGGUCUACAACUGGAAAAGUCGGGGGCGAAGCUGAGCCUUGAGCUGAAAGGAAAUGCAGAAAAGGUGUCCUUGGCAGUUGAAGCAUAUAUUGAUCACAAAAUCUCGAAUCUUUCUGCCCUCGUAGAGGACGAGGCUCUAGGGGAUCGAGUCCGAGAUCAGGUGCGCAGGAAAGCCAACGGAACCUUUCUGUGGGUGGCUCUCGUCUUUCAAGAACUUGAGAGAGCGCAGAGCUGGGACGUUUUGAAUGUGCUCGAUCAAAUACCAGAGGAUCUGGUGGCGCUCUAUGACCGGAUGCUAGGGCAGACAAAACAACUACAGCGAAAUGAUCCGGAAUAUUGUUGGCUUGUGUUAUCUACAGCAAUCUCGGUAUAUCGCCCUCUUAGCCUCGUCGAGCUCGGUGCUUUGUCUGACCUUCCAAGCCAAAUUGCAAACAAGGCUGAAUCUAUCCGAAAUGUAGUGAAGAUGUGCGGAUCUUUCCUCACAAUUCGCGAAGACCAUGUCUAUAUCGUUCAUCAAUCUGCCAAAGAUUACUUGGCUGAGCAUGUGGCUGCGGCAAUCUCUCCGAGCGGAUUCGCGGGUAUCCACUACAGCAUGUUUUCGCGCUCACUGAACAUCAUGUUCAACAUUUUAAAGCGUGAUAUCUACGGUCUAGGUGAUUCUGGAGUUUCGAUCCAGCAUGUCAAACUACCCGAUGAAGACCCGUUAGUUUUGGCUCGCUAUCCAUGCAUAUACUGGAUCGCUCAUCUGAAUGGUGCUCAUUUGAAUGGAAAAGAAUGGGACGACCUGCAGAAAGGCGGCCAAAUUCACAUGUUUCUUCAAACAAAGUUCCUUCCCUGGCUGGAAGCACUUUCCCUGCUCGGAUGCAUGUCGGAAGGAGGAUUUGCGAUCUGGGAGCUCGGCACACUUCUGAGAGAGUCACAAGAUUUGCAACUGCACGGCUUAGUCCAGGAUGCCUGGCGGUUCAUUGCAUCGCAUGGAAGAAUCAUCGGGGCUUUCCCUCUUCAAGCCUAUGCGUCGGCGCUCGUUUUUAGUCCCAAGGCGAAUAAGAUCAGAAAACAGUUCUGGAAAGAGCGCAUACCAUUCAUUAAAGAAAUUGAAGUUCUCGGUGGGCAUGACCUAUGCCUGCAGAACCUCGAAGGUCAUGAUGGCCCGGGUCCGGUCUAUACCAUCGCUUUCACACCGGAUGGUAGGACAGUGGCGGCUAGUCAUGUCGAACUAAGAUUUUGGGACGUGGCGACUGGAACACGUCGACAGACAAUCGAAGGCCCUAGAGGCUUAAUCUACACUUUCGCCUUCUCGCCAGAUGGCAAGACGGUGGCAUCAGGUUCGACUGAAGGCAUCAUAUGGCUCUCCGAUACAGCAACAGGCACACAUCGAAGUACACUCGAGGGCCAUACUGGCCGCAUCUUUACCGUCGCCUUUUCGCCAGACGGUAGCACAAUUAUUUCUCGCUCAGAGGAUAGCACGGUGCGAAUCUGGGACGCAGAGUCAGGCGCACAUCGGCAAGCGAUUGGGGGCUAUAGAGGAAGAAGCUCAAUUGGGUCUGUUGCUUUCUCGCCAGAUGGCAGCACAGUUACAACAUGUUCACUGGAUAACGUACUGCGAAUCUGGGACACAAAAACAGGCGCACAACGGCAGACCCUCCAGGGCUAUAGAAGAAAAAACUUGAUCAAGACCGUCUUCUCGGAAGACGGAAAAACAGCGGCAUCAAGUCUCAAUGAUUGUACAGUACAGCUCUGGGAUGCGGUAACGGGCACAUGCCAACAGACUAUCAAGGGUCAGUGUUAUGACAGACUUGAGGCUGUUGCCCGCUCACCAGACGGCAGGUCGGUGGCGUUAGGUUUCCUAGAUGGCACAGUGUGGCUCUGGGACGCAAAAAGAGGAAUACCUCGACAAUGGUUCAAAGCCGAAAGCAAUAUUUACUCCAUUGUCUUCUCACCAGAUAGCAGAAUCUUGGCGUCAAGCUGUUGUGGUUCUACAGUGCGGCUCUGGGAUGCAGCCACAGACACGGGUCCGCACACACUCGACGGGCACGAUAGGUCAGUCAUAACAAUCACUAUCUCACCAGACGAUAAAAGAGCGGCCUCGGGUUCAUUGGAUCACACAGUACGGCUUUGGGAUGCGGCAGCAGGUGCCUGUCUACACACACUUCGGGGCCACAGCAAUAACGUCCGAACUGUUGCCUUCUCGCCAGAUAGCAAGAUUCUGGCUUCCGCCUCAUCUGAUCGCACAGUAAGGCUCUGGGACACAGCUACAGGCGUGCUAUUGCAUCAGCUUAAUCGCUGUGGCAACUAUAUUGACCUUCUAGUCUUCUCACCAGAUAGCAGGACCUUAGCAGCGAUUUCAGACGAUACAUGUACAGUGCAGCUCUGGGAAACAGCGACUGGAGCCUGCCGUCGAACGCUUCGGGGGCAUAAAAGCGGGGUCAGAGCCUUUGCCUUUUCAGCAGACAGCAAGAUGGCGGUAUCGGGUUCAGCUAUUCAGAGCGUACGGCUGUGGGACGCGACAACGGGUAUACACCACAGGACACUUAUGGGCCAUAUCGAUGGAAUUACAGCCGUCGCGUUCUCGCUGUGUGGCCAAAAAGUGGCGUCGGGCUCAAGGGACUCUACGGUGCGGCUCUGGAACUCAGCAACAGGUACACACCAAAAGACAUUCAUGGGCCAUAGAGAUGGAAUUACAUCCGUCGCGUUCUCGCCCAGCGGUCGCACAAUGGCGUCAAGCUCGUGGGAUUCUACGGUGCGGCUCUGGGACAUGGCAACGGGUACACAACAGCAGACGCUCAGGACUGGAGCAUCGGUAGUUAGAAGUCUUUCGUUCUCAGACGAUGGGCGGUGCCUCAGGACGGACUAUGGGUUUUUCGUGAUUUCUACGCCUACGGGGUCAGCCCAUUUGACGCCCCAGGAUACACAGUCAUUCCGUUCUGCUUUAUUCAUUGACGAGGAAUGGGUUCUUCGGGACGGUAAACGCAUUCUGUUUCUACCGAAAGAUUACAGGCCCGAUAGACCCGGCUCCCAGAUCGUGGCUGGUAAUCUCAUUGUUCUAGGACAUCAGUCAGGAGGGGUGACAUUCAUCCACUGUGAUUUUGAUUAUUCUUGA